Messenger RNA from Trichoplusia ni (cabbage looper), 2469 nucleotides. RefSeq names its product prolactin-releasing peptide receptor-like (gene NGR-A11). Gene Ontology annotation, biological process: G protein-coupled receptor signaling pathway. NCBI's taxonomy places the organism in Eukaryota, Metazoa, Arthropoda, Insecta, Lepidoptera, Noctuidae. Gene Ontology annotation, molecular function: neuropeptide Y receptor activity; neuropeptide binding. Gene Ontology annotation, cellular component: plasma membrane; neuron projection. The transcript has 3 exons. The record is from RefSeq and is a predicted model, not a curated record. Bases 224 to 1624 code for a protein of 466 amino acids.
UUUAUUCUUAAAAAGUUUUAUUAAUUUCGAGAAGUGUUCGAUUUUUUUUAUUUAAACUUUGAAAGUAAAAUAGAAACUGUGGAAUAUAUUGGCCGAAGAUAACUGAAACUUUAUUGUUUGUGGCUGUUUACGAGUGUUGUGGUGCACCGUCCGAACGAGCUGCCUCGUAAAAAGAUGGACUGGCAAGAUCCAGAUCAGGCCUCGAUGAUAUUUUGGAGUUAACAUGCUGUCGUUAUUCAACACAAGCAGUGCCAAUGACGUGGCGGCGCUAGCUAGCCGAUAUGCUCCUGUUGCUAUGUCUCUCAACGGAACUACAGUUAUUGGAGGGGGGGUCUUGAUCCUCACCAAGACCCUCACAGGAGAAUCAGUAGAAGUGAUAGACGAACCUAAGGCCAAUAAAACAACAGAUAUUAUCGACGUCAAGGUCGUCCAAGUAGCUUUCUGCAUCCUGUACACAGUGAUCUUCGUUCUUGGCGUCUUCGGAAAUGUCCUCGUCUGCUAUGUUGUCUUCAGGAACAGAGCGAUGCAAACAGUCACCAACCUCUUUAUAACGAACCUAGCACUCUCGGAUAUAUUGCUAUGCAUAUUUGCUGUGCCUUUAACACCUAUGUACACAUUCCUAGGAAGAUGGGUCUUUGGAAGACUCCUUUGCCAUCUAAUGCCAUACGCACAAGGCACGAGCGUGUACAUAUCCACACUAACCUUAACAUCGAUAGCUAUUGACAGAUUCUUUGUCAUUAUCUACCCCUUUCAUCCCAGAAUGAAGUUAAAUACUUGUAUACUAAUAAUAAUAUUUAUAUGGGUGUUCUCCUUAGUCGUCACCUGCCCAUACGGCCUUUUCAUGGGAAUACAAACGACAAAUAAUAGAACAUAUUACUGUGAGGAAAGUUGGCCUUCCGAUAAGUCAAGAAAAGUAUUCGGAGUCUUCACUACUGUACUACAGUUUCUAAUACCAUUUUUAAUAAUAGCAAUAUGUUACACGUGUGUUAGCAUAAGAUUGAAUGACCGAGCGAGGUCGAAACCAGGUGCUAAGAAUACCAGAAGAGAAGAGGCGGACAGGGAUAGAAAGAGACGCACAAAUAGAAUGCUCAUAUCGAUGGUAGCCAUAUUUGGAAUAUCUUGGCUACCACUUAACUUGAUAAAUAUUUUCAACGAUUUCUACGCACAAAUGACGGAGUGGAACUACUACUUCGUGUCAUUUUUUCUCGCACACUCGAUGGCGAUGGCAUCGACAUGCUACAACCCAUUCCUGUACGCAUGGCUGAACGAAAACUUUAGGAAAGAGUUCAAACAGGUGCUUCCUUUUUUUGAGUCGACGGGUGGAGUGAGGAACAGCUAUCAUUCCGGCCGUAUGCCAACUCACAAAGCCGACAAAAUUUGUAACGGUAACGAUACUAUUCAAGAGACAUUGUUGGCAUCGUCUUUCAAUAGAGGACCUUCAAUAAAGCAACGGAUAUUAGAAGGCAAUGGAAAAAAGGAUAACGGUGUUGAGGUGGAAAACAUCCUUUUAGAAGAUAAGACUAUUUCAGCCACGUUUCACACGAAAAGUGAAAAUGUGAACCUACAGUUAAUAGACGAGGAAUCGCAAUUAAGUGAUCCAAAGGAGACGAAAUCUCCUAUAUAAUUAUUCGAGACAACGACAUAAUAUCGAUAAACUUUUGACAUUGUAACAUAUUAGCUAUAAUUUUAAUUUAUCUUAUCGAAUCAACAUGUAUAGAAAAUUAACUUGCUUUGCUUACUGUGAUUAUGUAACUAAACGCUGCUAUUGUAAUGUAAAUAAAUGUAAAUCAGUAGAUUAUGUCAUAUAAACUUAAUUUUUAACCUAGUCAGUAAAAUAAAGCAAGUAUCCAAAUGGCCUAUUCAUUAAUUUCUAUUUUGAUGGCAGUCAGACUGCCAGAAUGUAUGUCUUAACGUAUUGUAAAUAAGGUUUCUUUUUGAUUGGUGUUUCUUGAUUGAACUGUUGAGCCCGAUUUCAAACGUCACCAUUUUUAGCUUUUAUAUAUAGUUUUGUAACGUACGUACGUGGUGAAGAAAUUCUUUUGGAGACAUGUUUUUACUUUGUCGUCCCUUAUUAGAAGGAGAUAGUGAUAUUACAAAAUAGUCUCUUUCACUCCUUCGUUUAAAACUGUACAGAAAAUUCUUUAGCUAAAAAACGUUUUUGAAAGCGACCCAUGAUCUUGUAAUGUUUUCUUUGCUAAAAACGUCGACGUUUGAAAUUUUGAGUUUGUCGAAAAGCACUAAUCAAAUAUCUAUAGAAAUUCUCAUAUAAUUACGAAAUUGUACAAAAUUAAGUGCUUAACUAUAAGUAGUGAGGUUUUGUAAAUAGAUUUAAUUUAACUGUAAGUUUGAAGUAUUCGUUAACCGCUUAGUAGUGUUAUCUAAAUAUUAAUUAAAUCAAUGUUUUAGUACUUAGUAUACAUGUUUACUGUUACAUUUGUGGAGAAAUAAAAGGAGGUUGGUUGUUUUGUA